AUGGAUUGCACCCAUGAUCAGAAUGUUCAGUAUGGGACUCAUAUGCUAGCAGUCGAGGCGAAUGACUGGUGGAUAGAGAGUCGUAGGAGGUUGGAAGCUAGUGUGGAGGAUGCUGCUAAGUUUGGUGAGUUGGCUAAGUUUUACCAACACUAUGAUGGGGCCAAUAGUGAAUUUUUCAAGUGUAUCAAGUUUGAGAAUGAGUUGCGCCCAGAGAUUAAGAAGGCAAUUAGUUACCAGAAGAUUUGUAUCUUUGCUGAUUUGGUUGAUUAUUGUCGAAUCUAUGAGGAGGACAACAAUGCUCAAUACCGUGUUAUUAAUGAGAAGUGGGGCAAGAGUCAACAAGGCCGUGGUAAGCCUUAUGAUGCUCUAGUUGGUAAGGGUAGGCAGAAAGCGGUCGAGGGCAAGAGAACUAGUGGAGGAGAUGCUCAUGCUGGUAUUGUGUGCUUCAAGUGUGGCAAGGUUGGUCACAAGAGCACUGUGUGUACUGCUGGUACCAAGAGAUGUUUCCGGUUUGGUAAGAUUUGA
This is a messenger RNA of Vicia villosa (hairy vetch), 525 nucleotides long. RefSeq lists its product as uncharacterized. The transcript is spliced from 2 exons. NCBI's taxonomy places the organism in Eukaryota, Viridiplantae, Streptophyta, Magnoliopsida, Fabales, Fabaceae. Gene Ontology annotation, molecular function: zinc ion binding; nucleic acid binding. The record is from RefSeq and is a predicted model, not a curated record. The coding region runs from base 1 to 525 and encodes 174 amino acids.